ACGCCGUCGUCGCCCCGCGCCGAGUCCCGCCCGGGCCGCUCCAGCCGACCGUUGGGCGGCCUGCCGAUGUCCCUCCCUCAGGACCUCCCCCUACCCCCGAAUCGCUCUCGCGGCAGCGACCCAUGUGGGAGUUCAGGCUCCUGCGGUCGCCACCGCUGCUGCUCCUCCUGCCGCCGCUCAGCCUCGGAAUCGCCGCGUCCCGCUCGCAGGCCGACACCAUGAACCUGGGCGGCGGCAGCGGUGCGCGGUCCUCCCCGUCGGCGGAGGGGCGCCGGCCGCAGUGCCUGCAGCUGUCCACGGUGCCGGGAGCCGACCCGCAGCGCAGCAACGAGUUGCUCCUGCUGGCGGCGGAGACCACCCGGGAGGGCCCGGAACGGCGGGCCCUCCCUGGGGACCCGGCGAAGGAGGAGCCGCAGCCAGCGCCCCAGCAUCACGUUCUCUAUUUCCCAGGGGAUGUGCAGAAUUACCAUGAAAUUAUGACUCGUCAUCCUGAGAAUUAUCAGUGGGAAAACUGGAGUCUAGAAAAUGUGGCCAACAUUUUAGCCCACCGGUUCCCCAAUAGUUACAUUUGGGUGAUAAAAUGUUCCCGAAUGCAUCUGCACAAGUUCAGCUGCUAUGAUAAUUUUGUGAAAAGCAAUAUGUUCGGUGCUCCAGAACACAGUACGGACUUUGGAGCUUUUAAGCACCUUUAUAUGUUAUUAGUUAAUGCUUUUAACUUAAGUCAGAACAGUUUGUUAUCAAAGAAGAAUGUGAAAGAUUUGAAUCAGGACUCCAAAACAUCCAAUUGUAGUUCCAGUUCUCACACUACUAAUGGUUGCCAGGGAGAAAAAGAGAGGACCUGUGAAAAAUUUGAUGAGUCUGUCAUGAGUUUUUACCCACCAUCACUAAAUGGUGCUUCUUUUACUUUGAUCGGAUUCAGUAAAGGUUGUGUUGUUUUGAAUCAAUUGCUUUUUGAAUUAAAAGAAGCCAAGAAAGACAAGAACAUAGAUGCUUUUAUCAAAAGCAUAAGAACAAUGUACUGGCUGGAUGGCGGUCAUUCUGGAGGAAGCAAUACUUGGGUUACUUAUCCAGAAGUCUUGAAAGAAUUUGCACAAACAGGAAUUAUUGUUCAUACCCACGUAACACCUUACCAAGUAUGUGAUCCAAUGAGAUCUUGGAUUGGAAAGGAGCACAAGAAAUUUGUUCAAAUACUUGGAGAUCUUGGUAUGCAGGUGACUAGCCAAAUUCAUUUUGCAAAGGAAGCUCCUUCCAUAGAGAAUCACUUCAGGGUUCAUGAAGUAUUUUGAGACUACAAGAACAUUAAUGUACUUGUUCAGUGGAAGAAAAGAAGCACUUUGAGUGUUAUAAAUUCAGAUAGUGAGAUCUAAUUCUUAGAUGCACUGUCAGUUUUUCUGGGGGUUGGGGGAGGACGCACACAUUCCUAAAGAGUGUAAUGUGCAAUAGUAUUCCUUGCUUGUGAAUGUGAACAGUUUUUAAUUUGGAUUGGGUUAGAAUUAGUUCAUUUGAAAAGUAAAAGGUAAUUUGUGAUAAUCCUGCAAGGAGAUACAAGACCCUUAAGAAUGAAAGUUAUGAUAUAGUCCUUCUAAAAUGUAAUGAAAAUUGUUAUUGUUGGAAAUACUUUAUUUUCUGAGUAGUAAUGUUUGGAACUAAUUUUGGUGACACUAACGGUAAUUAGCUAUUUUGGCACUCAAAACUCCAUUUUUCUUCAAAUAAAACAAAGGCACACUGAUGUUUUCCAUAAUUUUAGAAUAACUAUACCCUGCCUCUUAUAUUUUAUAAACUCGUAGUCAUUCUUCAAUGUGCCACACCAAGUGUUUUUUCUCGAUAGUCAAAAUGUAUUUGUUUCCAAAUUUCAAAAAACAUGUAGUAGUGUACAGUUGGUUUUUAAAAACAUUACACUUAAGCACUGUGGCUUAAUUUUUAAUUGAUGACUUUUAGAUAAGACAUUUUGGAGUUUGUUGACUCUUGACCAAAAACCAGUUCUUUUGGAAAAUUGUUUUAAAUAGAAGAUAAUUAGGUAUAUUGCAUAAAAAUAUACUACAGAUUUAAAAUCUUUUCAUCAUAUCAGUCUUUUGAAAGAGAUCAACUUAGGUGAAAUAAAUAUAUAACACUCUAUUUGUUAACUGCUCUAUUGAAAAGGAGGCAGAUUCUAUACAUCUAGAAGCUUGAUUUUGUCUGCCAAAAGAAAGCAGCUCUCUUUGGCCAAAAUGCAAAAUUAUAUUGCUGUAAGAAAAGUUACAAGGGAAAGUUUGAAGACACAAAUGAUUUAGUUUUGGCUCAAAAACUGAAUUUGCUUAACACUGCUACAUAAUUUGGGUGAGGUUUCCUUCUGCCUGUUUUCCUUGACCUAGAUAAAUACAUUCUGAGAAACCAAGAUCUAAUGAAUGUCAACCAACAUUGACAGCUGUAUGAUUACAAUAAAAGGUGAAUUGUCACUUUUUUAUUCCUCCUUAAUAAUUAGCUUUUUCAGGUCAUGAUUUAAGCAGGGAUUGCCACUUUCAGACUGAUAAAAAAAAAAAGACACUGAAGCUUAAUAUUUUAAUAACCCAGAGGACCUAAAUUUAUAAAAUAUAGAAUUAAAAUGUUAAUCUCUUGGUUUCUUCCCAGAAUUAUAUUUUAAUGACUCUAUAAUACAUUCCAAAUACUCAUAAGAAUUCUUGCUCACCAAAUGCUUAGAAAUAACAUCCCUUAAUUCUAUAAAGUACAGAAUAGUAUAUCAAAAUUUUUAAGGACAAGUUAGUUUAUAUUGGUUUGAUUUCUUUAAAUACCCAUUUUUGAGACCAAAAAUUCCCAAUAAGGAAACAAGUCAGCCUGAUUCCAGCAUUUUAUUACCUAAUUUUAAAGUACCAUGAUUGAUUGGAUGGCUUCUUUCAAUGUUUAAUAACCCUUGGUUAAAUUCAUGUGUAUCUCAUGUUAAGUAGUUGAGUUACUGAAUGCACUACUGAGGGGGAAGGAAAGGCAUUUAUUUCACAGGAUUAGCUAAAAUGGAAAAAGUAGGACUUUUAGCAGAAGGGAUUCGUGUAAAAAACCUGAGGUAUUUAAAAAUCUGGGUUCUUUAGCUAUCUAGUCAUGACUGCUUAACUAUAAUUGUUAUGUGUUCAAUGGACGUUAAGAAUAACUCACUGGACACCCGGAACUGCCGCUACAACAGGAAGAGAGUGUUGAAAGUAGAAAUAUUUUCUUGAAUGAAAAUAUAUUCCAGUUGAUCCAUAUUCAAAUAUUUAUGACUUUCAAUUUGUUCUUUCUCUGCAUUUGUUUAAAACUAUUGUAAACGUUAGUGUAUCUUUUUGAUUGUGCCUUUGUGUUUGUGUCAUGAGAAUCAACUGAGAAGUCAUACAGAUAAUGUGAAAGUUGUUACCACCACAGCAUGAAUGUACAAUUGUAUUAAAUUUAAUCCGGAGAAGUCUGUUUGGAUGUGCUUUAUGUUACUAGAUCUGUGAAAAUUUCAGAUUGUUACUUCGAAGGAAGCUAUUUCUCUUCACUUUGCCAGUUUAGGUUUGUAUAUGUUUCCAUUAACCUUCCAUGUCUUGUCAUCUGAUCAACUUUGAGCCUUUUCUGUAAAAAUACAUUUCUUCUUUAAGUUGCCCCACAAAAAUUUGCUUUAUUUCCAUUUCUUUUGCUGAAUUUCUUGCGGGGAAAAUCUCUAAAAAAUAAGUAGGUUUUUCCUUUCAUGUGGUAGUCAUUUAAGGUAACUGUAUUUCUUUUGCUCUCCUUAAGAGUCUUUGUUAAAAUACGUUGUCUGCUUUUCAUUUCAUUCAUGUAAUGAUAUCGAAGCACCCACCCAGGGCAAGAAAGAUACAGGCACGGACAAAACAGUCCCAAGCAUUUGAGUAUGGAAAUGUGUAACAGACUAAGGCUUAAAAGUGAAAAUAUGAAACAAAAGGUAGUAUUCUUAAGAGCUAUUCUGUUAUACUUCAUUUAAGGGCCAUAGAGGAUAAGACUGACACGUAGAUAGACCUCAUCUGUAAAUUCAGGUUGGUCAAGUAGCUCUUUGUGGUAGAGACAGGCACUCGCUUAGGAUGGCCAUUUUAGUAUCCCAAUUAAUGGAGCUUUUAAAAAUAGAAUACAACCUGGGUGCGUUUAAAACACUAACCACUCAUAGCCUGUGUGCUUGCAGCAAGGCUAAGGUAACAGCAGGGAUGUGUGAGCGACCGCUGGUUGGCAGCGGCUCCUCACCACGUCUGGUCUCAGCACUGGAGAAAGGAGUCCCCGUGGUACGGCUCCAACCCCACGCACACCUCACUCCAGCUUCCUGCAUUUUGCUUUUUAUCAACGUCUCAGGUUCAGCUUUGAUGUGUGUUGGCAACUUCAGAUAGACGAGAGAAAAGCCUCCUCACCGAGGUUCUUUCCAAAUGUUUCCAUAACUGCUCUUCAAAAGGGUGGAAAGAUCAGAGGAAGCUUUGUUGACUUUAUUUCCCUUUUUAAAACUAUGAGUGACAAGUUUUAAGUCAAUUACUGAAUAAUAGAAUUCCAAUGUAAUUAUGUGCCAAGACAAACACUGUUAGUGUUCAUGAAAAACUAAUACAGUCUAACACAUGUAUUUAAGAGUUGUUUUGAAAGAAUGAUAGAGGGGCCAAAAGAAAAAGUCAAAUAAUAUAUAACUGCAGAUUCCGGUCUGCCCACCUAACGUGUCUAACUUCUUCCCAAAGGCCAUCACUAUCACUGGUUUCUUGUAUAUCCUAGCAUAUAUGCAUCUAUGCACAUACAAAUAAAUGUUUAUUUACAGCAAGCCUUUGUUUUACACAAACGGCAGUAUACUAUAUCCAUCGUUUCCAACCUUUUUCUCAUUUAAUUACCUUGGAAAAAAUUUUUCCUGCUACUACAGUACCCCUGUCUCAUUGUUUGGCUGCACAUUAUUUCAUUUUCUAUUACACUCUGUUGUUUACUUAUUUGUUAGUCUUACUUUGUGUACCUUGUCUGUGUGGUACAAUGAGUGGUACAGUGACAAGUUUUGCUGACAGAAAAUUCCUUUGUGUAUCAGGUCAAGCACCCAAACUGUGGUCGAAGAAUAACAAAAGAGAUGAGCUACACCUAAGGGAGAAAGCAUGGAGAAUGACUUAUCUGGUCACCACAAAUGUAAUUCCAGUUUCUGUCACCCAGCUGUAUAAGCCUUGGACAAUCACUUAAGCAAUAUGGAUUGAUAAAAUGAUUUCUAAGAUCCCUUUCAACAAUAAAGUUCUAAGAUUUGGAAUUCCUGAGAAGUUGCAGCUAACACAUACUGUUUAAUAUAUAUUAAAAACAUCUCAUUUGGUCUUAAUCAGGUCAGCAAAAAAGAUAAAUGCAAAAUAAACAAGACUCUAACAUUAAAAAUUAUGACGAAGGAAUUAAUUUUAAAACUUCCGUAAGGGGUCACUUCAAGUUUUGUGGAUAUUACAAUUUAAUACUGCUGCAGGAGCCACCCCAAAUCUAAAAGCACCAGCCAUCAACUGUCCCUGCCCUGGAAUUACCUCUGUAAUUGUGUAGCAACUGUAAAGUACAAGUUUAAAGAUAAGGAAAAUAAGCUUCAGAAAGAUUGUUAUUUAACUUGCCUAAGGUCAUGCAGUGUGCUUCCCAAAUAAACAAACUGAAUUCUAGAAUGAAUAUUCAUUGGGAAGAUUAUAAUCUGUUUUACUUCCAAGUUUUCUACAUGACUCUGGAUAUCUACUUUGCACUGAUUCUCUUUUUUGUGUGUUUAUUUUUUAAAAAGAGGCAAAACCAAGGAAGGUUUAUUAAAAAGCUGACUAUAAAUACUGUUCAAACUAA
Suricata suricatta (meerkat) is the source of this 5742-nucleotide messenger RNA. It is a transcript of the gene C3H2orf69, whose product is annotated as chromosome 3 C2orf69 homolog. Bases 123 to 1286 code for a protein of 387 amino acids. The transcript has 2 exons. Gene Ontology annotation, cellular component: mitochondrion. The record is from RefSeq and is a predicted model, not a curated record. NCBI's taxonomy places the organism in Eukaryota, Metazoa, Chordata, Mammalia, Carnivora, Herpestidae.